UGUCCUGCAAGUCCUACAACAGUAGCUGUUUUCCCUUAAAAAGUAUUUUUCAUGAAAGCUUAAACCUAGAAAUUACAGGCUCUACUUAUCUAGAGAAAAUGUUUAAUAUCGGUGCUAUUUACUAAAUCCUCUCAUCAUCUAUGCUCUUAUCAGUCGCAUAGCGGGUGGUCUCAAAAUUUUGGUAGGCAUCUCUGGAAUUUACUCUUCCAUCAAUUACGGUUUGCUCUCAUGCUUUAUAAUUCUACAAGUAGCAUAUAAGUAAAUACUUACAUAAUUUACGAGAAAGAUGAAUAAAAAAUUCCCUCUCAUAUCAUCGUUCUGUGAAUUCAAUUCCUAAAAUGAUAGAAAGAGAAUGCAUGUCAAUCUAUCUAUGGGAACCAAAGAACUUUCAAAUUCUAAUCAACUAAUUUUACUAGAAAAAUAUAAACAACACUGGUAGAAACGAUGUAGAGGUGCUAACUAAUGUUAGGCGUGUUGGAAGACGCUUGACCUCUGUGUUGACUGCCAAUGGAGAAAAAAAAUGUAAGCCCACUUAUUAGUGUAAAAAUUUAACAGAUUUAGAUUCAUGAAAUGUAACUUGAGUAUCAUGCACAAUCCCCCGCCACUCCACCCCUUAAGAAAACGAUAGAGAAGUUCUUACCCAAUUUAAGAAACAAUUUGUGUAGGAAGAGCUUAUUCCUUCAAGAAAAUAUUUAUAAUCUUCCUGGUGGCACUUGAGAGAAUAACGAGAGAAGAAUUUGCUCCACGAAAAAAAAAGAGAAAGAGAGAGUGCAUAGUGUGUACCGAGACCGUCAGAUUACCUAGAUUACAUUACUUACUCUUUUUGCACUUCCUCCUUAGGCAUUUAAUUAAUUUUUCUUCCUUAUGAAGCCAAAUCUUACUUUAAUUUCAGAAGAGAGAAUCCGAAGGCCCCGAUUCUUCUUCUACCAAAUAGUACAGAAAUUAAAUAAAUACCCUUAUAUACUAAUACAUACCGAAAAACAAAAAGAAAAAAAAACUAUAUUAAUAGGAAAAUCAAGAAAACAACAGAGGUAGAAUUCACCAGAUACAAAAAAAGGUUGUCUUUUUCAGUUCAUUGCAAUCAACUUCUUCCUUCAUUUUAUCAAAUCCUCUUGGUUUUAAUCUGGACGACAUGUUAGAAGAUCAGUCUUGUUUGGUUUCAAAGGAUUGUCAGAGAGAAAGUAACUGGGUGGCUUGCAUGAAUGGCAAAGAGCCAUUGGCAAAUUAUCAGGAGCGUGAACUUGUGAAAUGCAAGUUGCAAAAUAAGUCUGAUGCUUUCAACAGAGUGGAAGUCGCUCUAUCUUUGGGCAACUCUUCAGCAUCCCCGAACGAGCAAGCUGGCAAUAAACGUCAUGCUGGGGAUAAUUCCGAUUCGAGCUCUCUUAUUCAUGCCAUUGGCCGUGACAAUUCCAUCGGUUGUCUCAUUCAUUGUUCUCGGUCGGAUUAUGGCGCCAUAGCAUCUUUGAAUCGUAGCUUUCGCUCAUUGAUUAGGAGCGGAGAACUUUACAAAUUGCGGCGGGAAAAUGGUGUGGUUGAGCAUUGGGUUUAUUUCUCCUGCCAAUUGGUUGAAUGGGAAGCUUUUGAUCCUAGUCGCGGUCGUUGGAUGCAUCUGCCAGCUAUGACUCCUGAUGAGUGUUUCGUGUUGGCUGACAAGGAGUCGUUGGCGGUUGGCACAGAGCUGCUUGUGUUUGGAAAGGAGAUCUUUUCGCAUGUCAUUUAUCGUUACAGUUUAUUGACAAACACGUGGUCAUCUGGGAUGCGGAUGAAUGUACCGAGAUGUUUGUUUGGUUCUGCCAGCAUUGGGGAGAUUGGCAUUCUAGCUGGUGGCUGUGACUCACGAGGCAAUAUACUUAGCUCAGCUGAACUUUACAAUUCGGAGUCUGGAACGUGGAAGACUUUACCGAGCAUGAACAAGCCACGUAAGAUGUGUUCAGGGGUAUUCAUGGAUGGAAAAUUUUAUGUGAUAGGAGGAAUUGGAGGAGCCGAAUCGAAGCGGUUGACUUGUGGGGAGGAGUAUGAUUUGGAAAAAGGAACGUGGCGUGAAAUCCCAAACAUGUCUCCGGUGCAAGCUAACGCUGCUAGGAAUGAUAUGCCCGCUACAUCUGAUGCACCUCCUUUGGUGGCAGUUGUACACAAUGAGCUGUACGCGGCUGAUUAUGCUGACAUGGAGGUGAGGAAGUAUGACAAGCAAAAUAAAGCGUGGGUUACCAUAGGACGGCUGCCCGAAAGAGCAGCUUCCAUGUAUGGUUGGGGUUUGGCUUUUCGAGCAUGUGGUAACAGGCUAAUUGUAAUUGGUGGACCCAAGGGAGGUGCAGAAUAUAUCGAAGUGAAUUCAUGGGUUCCAAGUGAAGGGCCGAUACAAUGGGACUUGCUUGGCCGAAAGCGAUCUGGUAGCUUUGUGUAUAACUGUGCUGUCAUGGGGUGCUGAUCAUUUAAUCCCGGUCUUUUGUCUUUGAUGAUGUUAUCUUGAUCCAUCUUUCUUUCUGUUUUAAAUUCAUGUUUGUUCUUUGCUAGCAAUCUUUAUCGUUGUACUGCAAUAUGCAUUUAAGGGGAAAAAUAGGACGAUGAAAUUCAAUAAUUGGACGCUGACAGACAAGCGUCCUAUCUCAUGUCAUCUUUUUUUUUCCUGCUUUAUAUGAUUGGAUAUGUUUGAAAAAUAGUUGCAUCUUCAUGAAGUCGCCACCAUUACUUCUUGAGAUAUGACAUGCAUGUGUUUUACGUGUUCAUUUCUUCUGAAGUUUUCCAUCAAGUGUUUAGUUAAUUCACUCAUAACUCUUUGCAUUUUGUUAAUUUCUCUCUACAUCUAGUACUGGAACAAGGGGAGGAAAGAUGCACCGCAAUUUGCUGCAAAGAGGAGAAGAGGAAAAGAAGGUGAAGUACGUUGUAAGUCACAACUCUUAGUGCUUGGUAAAAUUAAGGCAGCAUUGCAAACCCUCGUCUCGAAAUAUUUUUAACCUAUUAGACUCUUCACUAACUUUGAAAUUUAAAAUGAUAAUCAAAGAACCUGAACUCAUUUUCUAGUCGGCUUAUAGAGAUUAUUCCACAUGCAACAUCUCUUUUAGCUGUUUCACAAUCAUAAAACGCGAUUAUCGCUUUAAUAGACUUUUAUGUUCAGUCUUGAAAGUUAUUUUCCAGCUGGAUUCUCUUCAUAAGCAAAUCCAUUUGAUCUCUGUGUAGAUUACUGUGACUAAAUCAAAUCUCCAAAUAUUAAAUGAGUGGUAAUUACUUUUCCAGAAUAGCAUCUGAACUUACUCUUGUAUUAUACACUCUGGCCUCUGCAGUAACUUUAUAAUGCAACGAAGAUCUUGGAUUUUUUUUCCA
Molecule: messenger RNA, 3321 nt
Organism: Nicotiana tabacum (common tobacco)
Lineage: Eukaryota; Viridiplantae; Streptophyta; Magnoliopsida; Solanales; Solanaceae
Product: F-box/kelch-repeat protein SKIP11-like
Cellular component (GO): nucleus
Molecular function (GO): protein binding
Source: RefSeq, a predicted model, not a curated record